AAAAGGAGGAAGGACCUGUAUGUAUACAAGUGGGGGGGAAAGAAAACACACAGCUGGGAGAAGAAGUAGAACAGGUGCAGCCUGGCAAGUAUGGCAGCCCCAUUGAGAACUGGGGGAAGCUGGACAGGAGGGAGACUUAUGGACACCAGAAAGACAUUUUGUCAGUUGGUAAAAGCAAAGACACUUCUUUUGUACAUCCACCAGUUAGGCAAAUGGUCAAAGUGUAUGGAGGAACUACCGCUGAGGGGACUGUGCGCAGAGAAGGGCCUCGCUCAGACGCCAUGCGCCCUAAGACGGAGCUCUACAGGGAGCCCCCCAUGCUGUUCCUAAAGGGUGAAAAUGGAGCAGAGCUGAGCAGUCGUUCUCGUUGCAGCCUCCCUUUCUCCAUCCCGCCGCAGGUCAGCCAGCGACCUGAAGUCCUGAUGAGGUCACAUGCAGGAGGCAACACUGCAUGCUGGAGGGAACUCAGAGAGGCCAAUACAAAUCUGUAUCACUCUGCUAGGACUUUGGAUCGAAGGGAUAACCGUUUCGGGGACCAGUCCCCUUUAAUGGCAGCUACAACUCUGGGGCCUUACAGGGCAUCCUGGGCUGACAGCGACGGCAGGGGCACGCUCAUUCGCCCCGGAGCUCCCGUCAGCGGAGGAUUCUCAGGCAUAAUGACCAGGGACAGUCCUCAAGGGGAGAGAUUUAAGACAGUCUCUGUUUCCUUGCCUGCACCUAUUGCCCCCGACAUGUCCAGGCUUCAAAGAAAAGGUCCAAGCCGUACCCUGGACAACAGCGACCUACAUUCCCUCUCUGAGGACCUGAAGAAGGGCAAGGAGGGCCAGGGAGGAACAAUCCAGCGCGCUCCUCCCCGUGACCGAAAGAUGCUCAAGUUCAUCAGUGGCAUUUUCACCAAAAGUACAGCGGUGCCAGCCAGCGUCAGCACCGCACCUCCCCUCUAUCCAGCAGUGGAGAGGGGCUCGAGCGAGGAGGAAGCUACAUGCACCAGCAGUCAAGAAUGGACCAUGAGCCAAACUGUGCAAGAGCUUCACCUGGGUGUUUUGGGAGGUCUGUGCAGUGGGAAGUCCGCUCUGGUCCACAGGCACUUGACAGGAAGUUACCUGCAGGUGGAGAACGCUGAGGGGCGCCAGUGCAUUAAAGACGUCCUUGUUGAUGGACAGAGCCACCUGCUGAUAAUCAGAGAAGAGACAGAACUCCCGGGUGCUCAGUUUGCAAGUUGGGUGGAUGCAGUUAUCUUGGUCUUCAGUUUGGAACAUGAGGCCAGCUUCCAGGAAGUUUACAGAAUCUACCACCAGCUCGCUAUCCACCGGCCCAUUUCUGAGAUACCUUUCAUCGUAGUCGGUACUCAGGAUAAGAUCAGCAGCACCAACCCCCGAGUAAUAGAUGAUGCCAGAGCCAGACAGCUCUGCUCCGAUGUGCGGCGCUGCACGUACUAUGAAACCUGUGCCACGUACGGCCUCAAUGUCAACAGAGUCUUCACUGAUGCUGCUCAGAAGAUCAUGGCAGCCAAGAAGCAAGCUGCUCUGCUGGCUUCCUGUAAAUCUCUCCCGAACUCUCCCAGUCACUCUGGAGGCUCCACCCCAGUGUCUGGUGUCUUUCCAGGACAGGCCAGUAAUGGUGGUCAGAGCAGUGAUUACUCCUCAUCACUUCCCUCCACCCCUGUGAUCAGUCAUAAAGACAUUGGCAAGACAGUGAGAGGGGAAAAGCAGGAGAGUGCCACGCCUGGAUCGGUCCGCAGUGCCACCCGGAAACGCACAUCCAGAUUUGCGGGACGGAGAGGCAGUGACUCAAACAGGAGGAGUGCAGACUUUAAGGGAGAUCUGGGCAGUGGACGCUCCAUUCCCAUCAAACAGGGCAUCUUGCUGAAGCGCAGCGGGAACUCGCUCAACAAAGAGUGGAAGAAGAAGUAUGUCACGCUGUCCAACGACGGCAUACUGUCCUAUCACUCCAGCGUCAAUGACUACAUGCUGAAUGCCCCCGGGAAGGAGAUGGACCUUCUGCGAGUGACAGUAAAGGUGCCUGGAAAGCGACCACCUCGCGCUGUACCCACCGGCGGCCUUCCAGUCGGGCUCAAUGGGCGCGUCAAAGAUGUGCUGGGACCUGAGGGUGUCAGCCCAGUCCCUGUGAGCGCCAGCAGCCUCCUGCAAGUGGAGGAAAUGGAAGGGCUGGGUGGUGCACUGUUCCUGAGGAGCAACAGAGGCGUGCAGCGAUGUCCCUCUACAUUAUCUAACCACGCUCAAAGUGUUGACUCUGCAGUUGAGGGUGUGUCCAGCUCCUCCUCCACCAAAGACGUAGGCUCCUCCUCCCCGCUGACGGACAGGAAGAAGCAUCGCAGGAAGAAGAGCAUGAACCAGAAAGGAGAUGCAACCAUUGGCCAAGCAGAUGCCAAGCGCAAAAUGUGGAAACUUAAAAGCUUUGGUAGCUUAAGAAACGUAAGCAAGACAGACGAGGAUAACUUUGACUUCCUCAUCGUGUCGAGCACCGGCCAGACGUGGCACUUUGAAGCUCAGAGUGUGGAGGAGAGGGACUCCUGGGUCCAAGCCAUUGAGAGUCAGAUCCUGGCCAGCCUGCAGCUAUGUGAGAGCAGCAAAAACAAGGCCCGCAAGAACAGCCAGAGUGAAGCAGUGGUUCUGCAGGCGAUCCGCAACGCCAAGGGGAACAACUUCUGUGUUGACUGUGAUGCUCCAAAUCCAACCUGGGCCAGUCUGAACCUGGGCGCUCUCAUAUGCAUCGAGUGUUCAGGGAUCCACAGAAACCUGGGGACCCACCUGUCGCGCGUUCGCUCGUUGGAUCUUGAUGAUCUGCCACGAGAGCUCACGCUGGUCCUCAGUGCCAUCGGCAACCACAUGGUCAACAGUAUAUGGGAGGCGCGCACGCUGGGCCGCCGUAAACCAGCACCUGAUGCUUCACGUGAGGAACGGGAGUCGUGGAUCAGGGCCAAAUAUGAACAGAAACUGUUUGUGGCGCCGUUGCCCCCUCCCACUCCUGGCGAGGGCCCAGACAUCACACUCUCUGGCCGUCUUCUGCUGGCAGUGAUGGAGCAUAAUCUCCCCAAACUGCUGCUCCUUUUGGCUCACUGCACUAAGGAGGACAUUAAUGCCCCUCUCAGCCUGGCGCUCUCCUGUAGGUCGCUCUUAGCGCUGCGACUGCCCGGCUCUGCCCUGCACGCUGCCUGUCAGCAGGCUGAUGUGGUGAUGACGCAGCUUCUUGUUUGGUAUGGCUGUGAUGUUCGGCACCGGGAUGCUCAGGGCCAGACAGCUCUGGUUCUGGCUCGCAGUGCUGGCAGCCAAGAGUGUGUCGACAUCUUACUGCAGUAUGGUUGCCCAAAUGAACCGGUCGCCUCCUUCUCCGUCGCCACGACAGUUGGUUUUGCAGCAGCCGCCACACCCAGCUUCCCUGUUGCCAUGACGCCGAGCCUGACAGUUGCCACGGCGCUCAAGAUCUCGCACAAAAGCGGCGGCACCAGCUUGAGUUACAGCACCUCUAGAAGAGCAGUGUCAUAAACUAAAUGUGCUGUGGUAAAAUGUGUGUGUGUGUGUGUGUGUGUGUGUGUGUGUGUGUGUGUGUGUGUGUGUGUGUGUGUGUGUGUGUGUGUGUGAGCGUGUCGCUUUGCCCUCAUACAGUCCUGUACCUUCACACAGGCCUGCAGGACUGAUGAACAUGUUGCCAGAUGUUGCACUUCCUGAGGUUUUAAAGGGUGUGUGUGUGUGUGUGUGUAUGUCAGGGAUGAAAAACACACAGGUGAUAACACAGCCACAUUCAGUCUGAUAGAAUGACUUAACCAAAACAAAAAGAGAAAUUUUCCUGACUACACUUUCUACAUAAGAUAAAAUAACAUGACGUUACAUCCUGAUGCCUCUGCAUUCGGAUUCUAUAGGAGUGUAUUGCACUGUAUACCAGCUGGUAUGAUUCAUAUUUCAUGUUGCAGUCAAUAUUCAACUUAAUUCUCCGCUCAGCUAAGAAUGGGAAUUUGCCUUCGGCCUCAAAAAGCUUAUCUGAGCAUCUAGGGCCCAGAAGUAAAUAACUGCAAUAAGUUUACGAUUUCAUAGACAGACGCUAACGCUAAACACAACCACACUUCUUAACUUUAUUGACAACGAAUGUCACUUUUGAAUUCAGAGUGCAUAUACCGUGUUAUGCUCAACACAGCCGGUCGUCCAGUGCAGAAAUAAUGUUGUGUCAGUAAAAAAAAAAAAAAAAAAAACUUUAGUGUGGCUGAAAAGAGAGGCUGCUUUAAAGAUAAUCAAAAUAACUGUAUAGAAAUGCAUUGAUAAAAAUAUUAUAAUUCUAAACAUUUAAAAGUGCUUCAUUUUCGAGAUCGUUAUUGUAUGAUUUGUACAGUUGGUUCUGUGUAUAAAACUCAAAGGGUUACUUGUAGCUGUUCAGAAAUUUCCUGUACAGCAUCUUGGUUUGGUUUUCCUUUAACAACCACCUGAUUAACUCUUUGACAUCCAAGACUGAGAUUUCUAUGUUAUGUUUGUAUCACUGUGUGUGACAUGAACACUGUACAUGACGUGUGCAUUAUGACUCCAGCAGCAGCUCAUCAUCAAGGCCAGUGUAAUACUAGACGUGUAGAUGCCUUGAUUUUGAUUGAAUGUAAACAAAACAGAUGGUAUGAGUUCAUUUUCUCAAACACUGAUGAUGCAGUUUUGGUGGACUGUUUAAUUUUUUUAUUAACUAAUAUUAUUCCUGCUGUGACUAAUAGAAAGUAUGGUUUAAUAGAUUCAAACUCUGCAAAGGUUCUGAUCUAUAAAACUGGGCCUUUGGAUGACUAUGAUUAUAUUUGUAAGUGGAUGAAAAUCAACAUAAAAUAGAGGAAAGUUGCCCAAUUUAAUAUGUUUAAAAAAAGGCAUAAAAAACAACCCUCCUGCAGUACUGUAUGUAUUUUUGUGUUAAUCUGAAGACUCAGCUGAGUGUACAUGUCUGUGAUGUAAGCAUCUCUCUCCAUUUGUAUUUUUUUACUCAUGCAAUGAUUCAUAGAGCAUUCAUUAUCAAUACACUAAGGCUACUGCCCAA
Molecule: messenger RNA, 5019 nt
Organism: Cottoperca gobio
Lineage: Eukaryota; Metazoa; Chordata; Actinopteri; Perciformes; Bovichtidae
Product: arf-GAP with GTPase, ANK repeat and PH domain-containing protein 1-like
Exons: 19
Coding region: 213-3506 (1097 amino acids)
Biological process (GO): activation of GTPase activity; negative regulation of neuron apoptotic process
Cellular component (GO): nucleus
Molecular function (GO): GTPase activator activity; GTPase activity; protein binding
Source: RefSeq, a predicted model, not a curated record